GACGAUGGAGAAUUGGAGCUGGAAGACGGGAUACACCGGCAAAGAGGCCAGCUGGACGCAGCAGAGGCCUUGGCAAAAGGCGGUGGCUGGCCGGGGCGAGCGUUCGGCCUACAAUGCCGGGGAGUCUGAGUAUGACGAGCCCUACUACCCGGACCAGCCCGAGGAGGAUAAGGUUCGCGACCGGAAGGGUGAGGUUGAGGUGGUCGGUGAGGAUACGAUCGUCGAGAAGGAGAAGAAGACGGGCGGCCGGGUGUCGAGCACCUACCCGCCCACCUUCCGGGCGAAGCCUCAGGAGAGCUAUGCUGAGUGGAAGAGGGCCGUGGAGUUCUGGAUUGGAGGAGAGGGCAGCCAGCUUCCUCCGGAGCUCGUUGGGCCGAGGAUGAUGGUUCAACUUCGGGACCGGGCGGCCCAGCUUGUGAAAAGGCUGUCCAAUGCAGACGUGAACGGCCCGGACGGCAAGGAGGUGAUUUUUCGCGAGCUGGAGAAAAGCCCUCUUAUCAAGCAGGUGGACAAGCACAAGUCCGUCGAGAGCUACAUCACGCGGGCCUCUUUGUAUAGGGGGCAGCUCCUGGGGCUGGACAGUUCCUUGGCGAUGGGAGAAGCGUUUUAUGUUGGGCACCUGCUGGACCAUGCCCACCUGAGCCGCAGGGACCGAGCUAUGAUCAAGACCAAGGCGGGCACGGAUACUGACGAGAACCUGGUUACUUGCGCCAUGGUGGAGCUGGCCUGCGAAGGUGAGCCUGGGCACCCGCUGGGCAUGUCCGAGCCCACUCCAAACGGCGAGGAGUGGCUUCUGCAACGAGGCGAGCAUCGCAACCGUUUCCAAGGACAAGGGCCUGGCCGGAAUGUGAGUGGGGCCCCUGGGAGCCGAGCUGCACGACAGUCGUUUGCCGCGGACUGGGAGGAGGCCUCGGAAAAUCCCGUUUUCGAGGAGGGCGAGGACUCCUUGGACGAAGGGGACAUGCCGCCCGAGCUGUUGAUGAGGGAGAAUGAGGCCUUCCGCAUGCAGUACAAGGCCAAGCAGAAGAUCGAAGAAGUGAAGAAGCUGAGACAGUACUACCGCAAGCCGGACAACGAUGCGAAGCGCAAGGCUUUGGCGGAGCAGAUGAAGGUGAAUCCCUGUCACAAUUGCGGGGAACUGGGCUCAGCAGGCUUUUGUGCCAGGGCUCGGGCAAUGAAGCCAGUUCUGGAGGAGCUGGCGGAUCGUGAAUGGGAUCUGCUGUUGUCUAUGUGCAGCCGUGGGCCACAGAGCUCAUCCGACGUGAGCGUGGGCCCCCGUCCGGCGUACAAGGGCCAUCAGCACCACGAUGUUCAUCAUGUUGUGCACCAUGUCGGCCUGAGCAUGAAUGAGGUCGAAGGUUAUGAGGUGAUGUGGUCAGUGCAAGAGCUUGCCUUCAAGAUUAUAUUGGAUAUCGGGUGUAUGCGGUCGGUGGCUGGGGUGCAUUGGGCAAACCUGUUGGUUUCUCGUUGGAAGGAGGAAGGGAGAUGGCUUCAUGUCGAGCCCGAGCGGGAAACCUUCAAGUUUGGGGGCGGGGAGGUGCUGGUGAGUCGCUUUCGAGUUUCGUUCGUGGGGAGCUUUGCGGGACGUCCGGUCCUCUACGGCUUUAGCAUCGUCGAAGGCAACUGUCCGCCCCUUUUCUCGAGGUCGGGAUGUACACAACUGGGGGCCAGCAUAGAUUGUGAGAAGCAUGCAGUCUCGUCACGCAAGUUGGGGGUGAAGAAUUUUGGGGUGGGCCAGGACAGUGGACACUACACGUUGUCUCUUGAUGAGUGUGAACCGCAUUGUGUGGAGCUACCAGCCGAUUUCCGCAUGGAUGCCGGAGUGGAUGCCAUGCUUGUGACCCCGGCAGCCUUGCGGGAUCCAGAGGGUAGCUACAGUUCCAGCCCGAGCGGUGUCCAUGAGCGCGCCGGCGACUCCUCGGGGACUGCCCCACGAUCGGGAGGUGGAGUCCAACGACGAGGACCAGGUCAAGGAGAUGGAGCACGACGGGGAGACUCGCCCACGGAGAGCGGCCCCCCGAGGCCCGAGCCGAAGUUGGCGGUGAAGGGCCGCCGGGCGACACCCACGAUGGGGUCUUCGGAGGGGUACAUCUUGGUGGAGGAGACGACGCAGGGCCUAACCCAGGACGAGAUCACCAUGCUCAACAAGCGGCGGGCCAAGCAGGCGGCCUCGAAGGCCCAGGCUAUUCAGAAGAAGGCCUUGACGGGGGUGCACGCCGACUACCCGUCGCUGUCCCAUGCCUGGAGCAACGAGGUUGCCCUGAACCUGGUAACCUCUACCGCGAGCAGAAUGAGGACGUACCUGUGGAUUCGGAUCAAGAACGCGGUGCAGGCCGACGGGGACCGUGGCGUACCUGUUCGGCCACUUCGGGUCGAUGCGUCAGAAAAUGCAGGCCCCCGAGACGUGGAGCUUGAUGUGAAGGCCGUGGCCAGCCGGCCGAGGCCCAAUCGGGGCUUGCACCAAAGGCUCAAGGCUGGCGUCCGACAGGCGAAGGAGGCAUUGGCGGUGGUGGAGCGCAUUGUUCGGGGCCCCGGCAAGAAGUUGUGCUUGGAGAUUUUUGCGGGGCGUGCGGGCUUGAGUGCACGAGCCCGACAGGCUGAUGGUUGGAUGGCGGCCGCCCCGGUGGACCUGGCGACUGGUUGGGAUGUCACGAAAACGGCCAGCCAGCGGCAACUUUUGGAGUUGAUCGAGAAGUGCCAGCCCGACCUUGUCCUUUGGAGACCGCCUGUGGGAGAGGCGGCGAGCCCACUUGCCUCUCUGGAGGUUGACCGCCGAGGUGUGGCGCCGCCAGGUGGAUGGAGGACGGAUGGUGGUUCUGGUGCAGCCUGUGACCUCACAACCUUGCAGCUGAACUUCAUGAAGGACCGCGAGGAGGUGAUCCGAGGGGUGGUACCAAUGUGCAGCUUGGGUCGGCGCGACCCCGACACCAAGCGGCCCUACUUGAAGAAGGUAGUGGUCGAGUCAAACUGCUCGCCUCUCAUCCGCUACCUCCUCCGCGGCGCCUACUGCACGCACAAGGGCGAGGAGCAUCAGCCGAUCCGAGGUUUUUGUCGUGGAGAUGGUGGCUGGGCUCGUCGCUCGGAUAUGGCAGCGAGGUGGCCGGAUAAGUUCUGCAGCUGCCUCCUUCAGGCCGCCGAGCACGCACUGAAGCAGGUGAAGGAGGCGGGACCGUGGGCGGUGCACGAAGCAACUUGUGGACCUCAGUGGGAGACGACCUUGGCAGUGUCGAGCUCGACGGUGCCGGAUGAAGGGCUAUGCCAGGAGCUGCCCAAGUACUCCAUGACAGGGGAAAGGUACGAUUUCGUGUGUUUCGAUGGCGCUGCGAACCAGCAACCGCGGCGACUACGUGCUCUCGUUGCCCAUUUACAUGUAGCGCUCGGCCACUUAUCCAACGAGCGGCUGGGACGCACGCUGAGCCUGAGUGGAGCAAGCGAGGCCGCGGUGAGCUUGGCGUCGAGUCUAAGUGUCAACUUCGCGGUCACGCACUACUUGGACGCCCUCACCGACUACCACGUGGCUGACCUCACUGACAGGCCAGACUCCGCCUUCAGCCGGGAGGUGUUUCAGGACUUGUGGCUUGCGGUGUUUGGACCCCCUGACACCUUGGUUACAGAUGGAGGGCCGGAUUUCCAGGGGUCGGUGGGCGUGAUGCUGGAGCUCCUGGGCAUCGUUCAGGAAGUGGUGCCCGAGGGUGCCAAGUGGCGACUUGGCCAGGCCGAGCGGCACGGUGCCGUGUUGAAGUUGAUGAUGAUGAAGAUGGUGAAGGGCAUGGGCCUUCGCGGGCUCACAAGGCGGGGUGUCACCGAUGCAAGCCGUCACCGGGAGGUCAAGUUCAAGUAUAACGAGGCGGUGGGCCACAGCGAGGCGAUCGCCCGAGCCGAGCGCAUCCGCAUUGGGGCUGGAGGCUUUUCAUUGGCUGGACUCGCACGACGCCUUGAGGGAGCCAUCGUCUACGUCUAUGAGCCCCCAGCCUCGAGAAAGGGCCUGGCGAGGCGGAUGCAGGACAAUAGCAGCUGGAGUGGCCCAGGUGUCAUUGAGCGAGACCGCCCGGUGCCGCAGAGGGUCUGGGUUCGGAUCAGGGGCCGUGUGAAGGCCUUUCCGUUGGAGAAGUUGAGGCUAGCCACGGUGGAUGAGAUGGCCAGCUCUGAGUUCAUUGCCCAGGCCGUGACGGACGUGGAGGAGGAGCUUCGCGGUGGGCAGCUUCGCGUGGGAGCUCCUGAGGAGACUGAAGACCCCGAGGCCAAAGCUACACGCGAAGACCGGGCCAAAGUUCUGGACGACCUUCCUCACCAAGUGGCACGCAACUUGGAUGACAAGAGGAAGCGCGAAGCUGAGGCGGCCAUGGACCCCCACACCCUCAAUUUCCAGAAGAAGCAGAAGCUCUUUGAGUCCCUGGUGAAGCAGCUCGAGCCACCGACUCCCUUGGAGGAAGCCGGUUUGAGGCGACAUGUUGAGGACACCUACUUGAAGUUCAAGGGCGUGCGGAAAGCCUUCAAGGCGAAGCCCAAGGGUGGCGGUGAGCGUGGAGGACCUCGCGCCCGGCAUGUUCAAACCAGCCUUGUGAACGACACCCUGGGGCAAUGGUCUCUUUGGGGAGAGAGCGGGCCCUACGCCGAGCACGAGAUCCUAGUGCAGGUGAGUCAGAAGGCCGCCGCUGCAGAGAUGGACGGCCUCACCCAAGUGGUCACGGGGAAGGCCUACGUGGAGCCGCUGAAGAAAGCCGUGGGCGUCUACCUGGACCACGACGGCAUCAAGGGCGUGGCUAAGGACCAGCUGGUGGAUCCCUCAAGGAUCCUUAGCUCGCGCUUUGUCCUUACGAACAAGGGCGGCCCGAGUUUGCCCGAAGCCGAGCUGCGAGCUCGAUGGAUAUUCGGGGGGCACAAGGACCCGGAUGCUGGACUCUACGCUACGGCUUCGCCUACGGCUAGCACCUUGGGGCACAACUUGCUAAACUUUGUGGCGGUGCAAAAGGGCUGGGUCGUGCAUUAUGAGGAUGUGAGUUCGGCUUUCCUUCAGGGGAAGGCCCUUCCACGUGUUGAGAAAGUGUAUGUGCGCGUUCCCCACGGCUACCCGCCAGAGGUGCUGGAGUACUUGACCAAGCGCUUGGGCGGCAAUGUGCGCCCAGACCUUGUGGAGUUGACCAAGGCCGGUUUCGGUUUGCCUGAGAGCCCACGGCUAUGGUACCUGGAGUACAAGGACACUAAGGACACCAUCGAGGCGCUCGGGCUAAAGGAGUUGGCUUUGGUGCCAGGUCUUUUCCGGGCUUUCCACCCGGAUGGUGCCCUACGUGCUAUGGCCUCGAUCCAUGUGGAUGACACCCGUUAUGCUGGGACGAUGGAGAUGGAAUACUCCAUGACUGAGUACACCAAGGCGAUCCCGCUGGCCAAGACGCGGGGCGAAAAGGCAGGGGACCAGCAGUCGCCUUCGUCGGCUACUACCACGACUUCCGGGGGCGUUUCAAAGGUGGACGGGGUGGCUUCAGCGUCUACUACCACGACUUCCGAGGGCGUUCCAGAGGUGGACGGGGUGGCUUCAGCAUCUACUACCGCGACUUCCGAGGGCGUUUCAGAGGUGGAUGGGGUGGCUUCAGGUCCAUUGUCGUUAGACGCAGAAGUGAUCUCCUUGCUGUCCGAGAAGGUCGUGGACCCGUCGGAGGCGUUGACUGAGGGCGAGCGCAAAGUCAUCAGCUCCGUGGUGGGUCGUUUGAAUUGGGCGGCACGGCAAGGCAGGUACGACUUGGCCUUUGUGUCCUCGAGCAUCCAACAGUUGGCCGGGCAUGGGGAUCCUGCCGCGCUCAAGGUGUUGAACCAAGGGGUGAAGCGUGCACGCGAGGACGUGGUCAUCCCGAUCGGCAACCUGGGGUGCGACUUGGAGGACAUCAUCGUGGUGUCGGUGAGCGACGCGGCUUAUGGUGCCAUGCCAGGCGGACACAGUCAAUCUGGGGUGCUGGUGCUCAUGGCUUCGCCCAAGAUCCUCACGGAGACAGCUCCCGUAUGUGCCCUUGAAGGCUCCAGCAGCAAGAUUCAACGGGUGGUGAGAUGCUCGAUGUCGGCGGAGGUCAGCUCCCUGGCGACCUGCUUCGAGCACGGCGACUUUGUGCGGGCGGUUUUCUGUGAGCUGAUCGACGCCCGGUUCCAGUUGCGUCGAUGGAAGCUUUCCGUGUCGCGAUGGCCCCACUACCUGGUGACGGACGCCAAAACAGAUUACGAUGUGCUGAACAAUGACACCCUUCCAACGGACAGGAAGGUGUGCAUAGAUGUGGCCGUCCUCAGGCAGGCGAUCGUGGAGGACGACACCAGCUGUUUUGUGAGGUGGGUGCCUGGGGCGGAAAUACCGUGCGACGGGCUCACGAAGUGGGCAGACAAUCAUGCACUACGGCGACUGCUUACUACCGGAACCUGGGCUCUUGUGGAUAGCCCGGAGGCCCAAGAAAUUCGAAGGCAAGCCGGAAUCAAGCGCGCAGCUUGGAGGAAGGCUGCCAAGAAAAUGUCGCAGACAAGCACGGCUCCAGAGGGGCUGUGA
Molecule: messenger RNA, 6523 nt
Organism: Symbiodinium necroappetens
Lineage: Eukaryota; Dinophyceae; Suessiales; Symbiodiniaceae
Source: the annotation of a GenBank genome assembly